Messenger RNA from Trichophyton rubrum CBS 118892, 1543 nucleotides. RefSeq lists its product as uncharacterized. The transcript has 2 exons. Bases 1 to 516 code for a protein of 171 amino acids. NCBI's taxonomy places the organism in Eukaryota, Fungi, Ascomycota, Eurotiomycetes, Onygenales, Arthrodermataceae. The record is from RefSeq and is a predicted model, not a curated record.
AUGAUCUAUGACGUGAGAGUAGGCGGCGCUUGCUUGAUCUAUAAAGCCGCCUCUUCGAAAAUAGCCCAGGCUUACAGCGUGGCCGAUAUACGGUCCCGGAGGUCCCUCUGGUAUCGGUUACAUGUAUAUGUCUAUGACUUUCGCAACUUUAGGACAGACAGCGCUGCAAGGGAUCGGCUCGACAGUAUAGUAGACAUCACAUACCUGGGCAAGCCGUAUUUUGACGAAGAGGAAGUCGAGGCCCUUGAAAAUACUAUCUCUAAUAGUAGCGGGAGUCAGGGUGAGACUCUUGCUCAGAAAAUUGAGUCUACCCUGGAUGAACGAUUGAAUCGCCGUAUGAAGAAGCGUGUAGAAAGUAGCGACUUCAGGGUCUGCGCCGCCCACGAUCUUGCACCUAUCUUUGAAGCUGUUUUUGACAUACCACCGAAGAAGCUGGCAAAGAAGCUUGUAUCGUUGAUUAGUUCGAGAGGGCUGAUACUUCGAGAUGAGGAUGACAUCUCCAUGUAUCCUAGGUGAAACUGAGCUCCAAGCUCUUGCAGCGAAACGCUCAACGGUCGGCAAGAAGAAGAAAGGCAGGUAGCUACUCCUGCUACAUGCUUCUAAAGGAAAAAGAGACGAAAUCAAUAUCUUGACUCCCUACUCCGUACUUCAAAUGGUCAAGGGAAGCAAACGGGCCACGUCGCUCUGGACAGUUUUCAAGGGAGCAACUUGGAACCCUCAACUUCUCUGAUAUUCCACAUCGAGGCAACAUUUUCUUCCAUGGAAGCGGCCUCUGGAUACCUAGAUGAUCUACGCCUGAAGACAAGGCGGUUUUGGAUUUGGGAGGCUUCUCGCAUUGAAACAUGCUCCCUAUUUUAGCGGCGAAAUGGUAACGGCGAUUUUCAACGUAUUCCUAGGCAGGCUUGGAAAAUCUCCUUACUAGAAAACAGUAACGCGGCCAGUCAUACGGAAUCUGUGCGUCUCACGAUCGGUCGCCGCUAGUUGAAAUGGCUUUUCGGUAUUCGGUGGUCCUUAGUGCGAAAGGUGAAAAGACCUGUAAGUGCCAAAGAUAGAAUAAGGUCCGCUCUCUGCCGCCAAUGGGGUAACUCCCCCUUUUGGCUCAACGAAAUUGAUAGCAAGGUAAAGCUGGGUGCGAGGAAGUCGCCCAAGCACUCCAUACGGCUGAGCAUAUUAUGAAGUAUGCCGAGGUCGACUAGAAUAGCAGUUGUGACAUAGCAUUCGUUGGACAGAUUUGGAUAUUGCAUCGUAUACUCCGUACUCCAUAGCAAUAGCAGUCCACUUUCUGGGUAUCUUGUGCAAUCCUUCACUUUACCCGUGAGUUCGGGUAUCUAGAAGGUUAGCAACUAUGGGUAUUAUCAGGCAGCCAUGUCCUAGCUCCUAAAAGUAUAAACUAAAUACUCUAUCCAAAACCCUCCGUGUCAGAUUCGGGGACACUCCCGUUUACUCCGUGCAUAAGGAGAGAGUACCGGAGCCAUGGUCGAGGGAGAAGACGGGGAUGGAUGGAGAUGUCUGUAGUGCUUAUCAAGCUGCAUGGGCCUCAUAC